Molecule: messenger RNA, 659 nt
Organism: Cokeromyces recurvatus
Lineage: Eukaryota; Fungi; Mucoromycota; Mucoromycetes; Mucorales; Mucoraceae
Exons: 3
Coding region: 273-461 (62 amino acids)
Source: RefSeq, a predicted model, not a curated record
AUUUAUUACAUUCUUGAUUCAUCUGAUAUGUGUGUGUGUUUAUGUAAGCUAAAUUAUUUAUCUGAAUUCCAGUAUUGUAUUCUUGAAUAGUAGGGAAGACUUUUUCCUAAAGAUAGUUGAUGUAUUUCAUCAGUAGUAAGGAUAAUAUAUAAUUGUAGAUUUUCGAUAUUUAUAUUGGAAGCUACGAUACGAUACUUUAAAAGAAGAAAGUCAUUCAGUAAACUAAAAUAAUUCUCUAGUCUGUAUACAGAUAAAAUAACUACUCAAAAUAGAUGCAAAUGAUGAAAUACUGCACAUUAUUUAUUAAAAUGAAAGGGUAUUCUAUUAAUAAUAACAACUGUGUAUAUUACUUGAUGAUCCAUAAAUCCUAUUCAUACUCUUACCUUAUAGUGCUAUGCUAUGUUAAAUACUUGGAGUCGAUUAGUCCAGAUUGUAUUCUCGAGCAAUCAAAUGCAUACUAAAACUAUAUCUAUCUUAUAGGAGAAAUAAAAAAGACAAAAAGAAAAAAAAAACAAAGCUCCUUUGUUAUUUAGGAGAAUAUUACAAUGAAAAAGAAUAUUCAGAAAGCUAGUUUUAAUCAGAAAGAGGAGAUAAAAUACUUUACAAGAAAUUGUUGUUGUUGACAUAAUCAAUAUUUUGAUUGUUAUUUAUAAUAGGAC